AUGAUGGUCUUUUUUAAGACGGCCCUCGCGGCCCUCUUCCUCGCCUCGUCCUUGACAGAGGCACGUCCGCGCUGCCCUACUCGUGAUGAGAGGGAAUGGGUUACCGUCUGGGGUACUAUGCCUCAGCUCACCGAGCCAGCCAACUUACCGCCGGCGCCUUUUAACGAGACCGGCCGCGUGUUCAACGACGCCACCCUCCGCCAAACCGUCAAGAUCUCCCUCCCAGCAUCCACCCUCCGCCUGCAAAUCAGUAACGCCUUUGGAGGCUCCGACCUGCCCAUCACAGCCGUCACAAUUGCCCGUACCGCUAACAACACAGCCGGCACUAGCGCCAUCGACACCGACUCCCUGCAAGUUGUUACCUUCUCUGGCGGCGGCGGCUUCACCGUACCCAACGGUGCCGUCGUAUUCUCCGAUCCUAUUGACCUCUCGGUCGAGGGACAGUCGGUUGUGUCUGUUACGAUAUACCUCGCCAACGGCCAGACGACGAACAGCAUCACAUCCCAUCCGGGCAGCCGCACAACGUCCUUCCUUGUCAACGGCAACCACGUCGCGGACCAAGAUCUGGGAGCGAGCGCGACCCGGACGGAUCAUUGGUACCUCAUCAGCGCCAUCGAGGCGUGGGUUCCCAAGGGCGCGUCGGCGGUGGCUAUCGUCGGAGACUCUAUUAGUGACGGCCGUGGAUCGACGACCAACGCAAACAACCGCUGGCCCGACCACCUUCUCGCACGUCUUCAGAAGGAGUCUUCGACGCAUAAUAUCGCUAUCGUGAACCAGGCCGCGGGUGGUAACAGGGUCCUCGCAGACGGUCUGGGUCCCAACGCACUCGGCCGCAUCGAUCGGGAUGUCAUCGCGCACACGGGCGUGCGAUACGCCAUUGUCUUUAUUGGGGUGAACGACAUCGGUACCGGUGCGACUGACGCUUCUUCGCAGCAAGCCGUAGGUGAAAGGUUGGUGGCGGCGUAUGACCAGAUCAUCACCCGUCUGCACCGUUUCGGUAUUGCCGUAUUUGGCGCCACGAUUACGCCACUCACGGGAGAUGGCCAGCCUUAUUCGGACCCCGAGAGGGAAAAGACGAGGCAACGCGUGAACGAGUGGAUCCGUAGCAGUGGACGGUUCGACUCUGUCAUCGAUUUUGAUAAGAUUGUGAGGGACCCCGCGAGUCCUGAGAAGUUGAAGGUGGAGUACGACACCGGAGACCAUCUGCAUCUUAACCCCGCUGGCUACGAGGCCAUGGCCGCUGGAGUUGACCUGUUGAUUUUUGAGAAGUUCAAGGAAGGCGUUUCGGCGCUGACUUAG
This is a messenger RNA of Colletotrichum truncatum, 1299 nucleotides long. RefSeq names its product GDSL-like lipase acylhydrolase. The record is from RefSeq and is a predicted model, not a curated record. Lineage: Eukaryota; Fungi; Ascomycota; Sordariomycetes; Glomerellales; Glomerellaceae.